ACCAUGGUCGUGAGAGCUCCAGACGUUUCUAUCCGGCAUCCUCACACCACCGACACCGACGUACCGCCUUACCCCACCUCAACGCGACUCUUCAGCCCGUCCAAUUGUCACAUCACAGUUGGAUGCGCUUGACGAUGCGACUUCACCAUCCAAGAUAGAAGACCGCGCUUUACAGGCUGCCUUGAGCUCCUACCUACUACCAUCUUACUUACAUCCACCGCCCACCGUCUGUCCGACCACUACGACGCCAACAUGGUCAAGUUCUACUCUUCCAACGAGACGUACUCGUAUCCUUUCCCCGCCGUCUCGCUCGCCUACUUCCUCCGCUAUCCGAACCCUUACUCCACUCACGUGCUUUCCACCGACACCAUCGCCCGUCACUACGACCCCGACACGCAGCGUCUAACAACUAUUCGCCUCCACCUGAAACGGUCAAAGCUCCCCUCUGCCGUUCUCAAGCUUGUGCCAAAGUCUCUACUUGGCGCCUCGGCUGGCGGUGAGUCCCAGACUUACAUUCUUGAAAAAUCGGUCGUGGAUAUCAAAGAGGGAUGGAUGGACACCGAGUCACGCAAUCUGGAAUGGACCGGUGUCUUGUCCGUCGUAGAGAGGCAGAAGUUUGUGCGUCCCUCGCCGUCAGUGUCCCAGGACAUGAAGACGCGGCUGGGUACCGAAGGCGCUGCGCAACGUCAUGGCUUCAUCAACUUUGGCGGCAAGGGCGCUGGUGCCAAGAUUGAAGACUCGGGUGAGACUACCGACGUCACAAGCUCGGUCACAUUGCACAGCCACAUUGGCGAGACUUGGAAAAAGAAGCGUGAAGCCGCAAGGGAGGAUGCCGUCGAGGACGAGCAGCCACAAAAGAUGGGCUUCUUGCGAAGCUGGGGCACCGCGGCCCUGCAGCGCAACAUUGAGAAGAUUGGCCUUACGCGUGCGCAGCGAAGCCAACCCAAUGCGCGCGAAGGCAUGAAGGUCGUCCUGGAGCGUAUGCGCGAAGGCGGCCUUGUCGGGGUACUGGAGGGCAUGCGACAAGACCGCGAAGCCAUUCUUGCCGGCCGCCCGUUAGCGACUCCAAGGGCAAUAAACAAGGACGAAUAAAUUGUCGGCCAGAUGGUGGUCUUGGCCGCUCGAACAAAUGACGAGUCCCAUGUUUUCGAUAUGAACAUUCAGCGACGGCGCAACGGUCUCUCUCCCUUCUUUGUUUCUUUUCGUUAUCCCUUUGCUCUCAGGGUCAGUUGGGGCUGGGUUCUGUGUUACUAUUACGCUUCUCACGUGGUACUGUCUCUAGGUUUGGAAUGAUAAAAACGACAUUAAAGCGACGGGCGAUUCUUCUGUACCAUACGGCGAGUCUUUGUAGGCGUCAUGCUUUUGCGAGUCUCAACCGUAC
Alternaria alternata is the source of this 1381-nucleotide messenger RNA. RefSeq names its product MSF1 domain-containing protein. The transcript has a single exon. Gene Ontology annotation, cellular component: mitochondrial intermembrane space. Gene Ontology annotation, biological process: phospholipid transport. NCBI's taxonomy places the organism in Eukaryota, Fungi, Ascomycota, Dothideomycetes, Pleosporales, Pleosporaceae. Bases 253 to 1092 code for a protein of 279 amino acids. The record is from RefSeq and is a predicted model, not a curated record. Gene Ontology annotation, molecular function: phosphatidic acid transfer activity.